UAGCAACAUUGCAAUUCCAUUGUCAAAAAGAUAAAUAAUUUUGCUUUUUGUAAAUGCUGUAAAAACUGCAAUUUUCCUUUUCAGGUCGUUUUCGUAAUAUUCAAAGAUGUUGAAAUUAAGCGGGGCACUGAUUUGGAGGUUAGGUUCAAGGGCAGUUGUGAGGAAAUACUCUGGCCCCAGCGCUACAGUGUUCAAAACUGAGAAGCUGGACCUAUCCACAAACAUAGCUGAUAAAAAGGUUGAAGGUCUAACUGGCGAUGACAAGGAUAAUUCAGGUUUAGUAGCAGCAGCAUUUGCCUCCCUACACAAUAUAGACCCAGUCGAGAAAAGCAAACCGAGUCCAAAAUCCGUGAAGUACAAUCGGUUAGCGCAGAUUGAGAAGCAGAUAACCAAUGCAUCAGAUUUGAAUACUCUGCUAGUGGUCGCUGAAAACCCUGUUGUGUCACGGAGACAUGCUCUGAAGAUGGUAUCAAUAUUAUCAGAAUGGACAACCAGCAGCAAAGUCAAGCUAGCGGACUUUGAAAAGGAUGCCCGGUUCCUCAAGCUGUGCCGUAUAUUGGCCAGAUCUUCCUCCACCCAUGCAAUAGGUUCCCUGACGAUGGCUGAGGAUCUGAGCACAGUUUUGGGCAUCACUGGUGAUGAUGAGGCUGCCAGAUUGAUUACAAACUUGACUUUGCCACAGAUGAUCAAAGUAAUGAAAGCUCUUCAGCAAAAAGGCCGGCGCAGCACGCCGCUCCUCCGCGCUCUCUCACACAACAUUACCAACCAGACUGAGGUCAUUGACCUGAAGAAAUCAGCUGAUCUCCUGUACGCUAUGGCAUCGCUUAACUUCCCCGAUCCUGUGUUACUUGAUAGGAUAUGCGAUGACGUAAUAACCUGCCUACCCUCAAACGAAGAGAAGUCAGCAGUCGUGAACUCCAUCACUGUAUCCCUAGGACUUCUGAAAUACCGACACGAACCAGUCCUCUCAGCGAUUGCCGAUUGGCUACAAAACCACAUACAGCUCUGUAGGGCGACUGAUAUCGCGUCCGCUGUGGUUACCAUGGCAACUGUUGAUUAUUUACCGCCUACCCAGUCUACUUCGGCGUUGCUUGAAACAGCUCUAUCACUGAAAGAAGAAGAGAUGUCGAAGUCUUCAUCAUGGCUAGACCUAGUAUUCUCACUGCUGACGCUGAACAAAGCUCAGAAACAUCACCUGGAGUCCACGCUGAAGCCUGAGUUCAUUGACAAGUUGCUGUCUGCUGGUGAAAUACCAAUCCCCGCCCGUCGCAAGCUGAUGAUGAUAGACUCGUACCUAUCACUCGCCCAUCCCGGUUCCCCUCGCCUGGCCGACCACAUCUCCGUCGGGGUGCCGGUACUACACACCAAGGACAAGUCCUUGUAUGUACAGAGCAUUAUGGACACCUUCAAGAGUUUUGUGUCUGCGGAGACGUUUUUGAAAAGAGAGUGCAAUUCCGGUAUGGGGUUCUUGUAUGAUGCAGAAUUUGCCGUGGAUUCCAAAUGUCAUCCUGUUCCUUUAGAGAAAGCUAAAAAUAACAAAAGCGUAUUCCGGAUAGCGGUGCUAGGCUUGGACUACCACGACAUGACGCGCAAGACCACGGCACCGCUUGGCGUCAACCAGCUGUAUACUAGGCUACUCGAACUUAAGGGCUACAAAGUACUCCAGAUUCCAUACACAGAAUUCAACCCAAAAGACAAGCUGGUGAGCAGAGUACAAUAUAUAGAGUCAAAGUUAAAGCUAAUUGUUAGUAAUCACGGCCAAUCGUAGGCCUUUGUAGAUAUAUUGUUUGUACUAUAUAUUGUUUAAUACAUGUAUGUCUAAUGGUAACUGCGUGGAACGGAACGUGUGUAGCUACUUUCACCGGUGGAAGGUAUGGUCAGCAGAAAAAUUUAAUAAUAAAAAUCUUGGUUGAUGAAAUUAGGAUGCUUCCCUUCCCUCUUGCUUAAGAAGAGACUUGUAAAGUAAUACAUUCUGAAUGAGGGUUCAUAGAAAACACUGAACAGUUUUCUUUUCUGAAAAUGAUAAAACAAAGUCAUCAAUAUAUAAGCUUUGUCUGCUGACCGUGCUUAUUUUACUGAUGCCAAUGCCCACGAAACUUAGGCAAUGGACACUUGCCGAAGCUACAACUGUGCCUAAAAAACGCAUUUUUAAACGAGAUUUAAUAUUCCGGACUUACGAAAACAUUAUGAAAACCGCAUUCAAAGAAGUACGCUAAAAUUACCUUUAUUACAAUCAGAAAUAUAACAGCUCUCGUCAAUUAAUAUUGCCGGUCUGAAGUUGGCAAAAAGUGGGCUAUUAGUGAUCAACAGUUACUUACAAAAGAUUCCAACGAAUUGAGAACCUCAAGGCAUGAAAUAACUUCAGAGCGGCAAAUCUAUUAGACUUGGAAAAAAACUGGUAAUAACUUGAAAUAUUCUUUGUUACUAUUGUAUAAUAUGUAUUUUUUGUUUAUUUUCUAACGUUAUGUGUUGUUAAAAUAUAUUGUAAGUAACUAUUAUAAUAGCUUUUGUUAUGAAAAAUCUUACAUUACACAACUCGACGAACGUUGAACUUAUGUUUUGUCUCUUUCGUUUCCUUUGUAGCAAAACGAGAUAGCAGUAUCCAUAGAGUUAUGUUGAUAUAGACAGAUACAUAAUUUUAUAAAUACUUUAAAUCGAUGCUUUUAUAUGAUCGAAUGUUUUGAAUACGUAUUUCACACAUUUUAGUUAAAACUGCGGUUACCAUACAUUUUUAGUUCGAAACAAAAUCGUAUUAAUAUUAAUUUAUUAGUUUAAUUUUUAUGCUUGGGUUUACAAUGGGAUCUUAUGUCCCACGUUGGGUGCCAAUAUCAAAUGUUUGUGACUACCCUCGUACUUAUGUCUAAAAAUAUGGGUUGGUCGUAAUGUUGGUAUUGUUAGCCAAUGUUUGGAUGUAAAUUAUGAAUUUUGUCUACAAAUAUUGUUUGAUAGAAAUAUGUUGUUCUUAAAAAAUCUUCAUGAAAUUAGUAUAAAUAUCUAGGAGUAUAAUAUAAUGUCAGAAAUUAUGUAACUAACUCCUCAAAUUAAUUUGCCUAAUUUUUGAAGACGCUUUAAGGGAACGUAUUUAUUUCUCAAAGUGAUAUUUGUGUACAAAACUCGAUUUAGACAAAAACUGUUGACAAAUGUAUGAAUGUGUGCGUGAGACUGUAGAUACGGCUGUUAAUAUUAUUUAAAUAAAACAGAUUUAACAAUAA
Helicoverpa zea (corn earworm) is the source of this 3212-nucleotide messenger RNA. RefSeq names its product FAST kinase domain-containing protein 4. Gene Ontology annotation, biological process: regulation of mitochondrial mRNA stability. Bases 107 to 1768 code for a protein of 553 amino acids. Lineage: Eukaryota; Metazoa; Arthropoda; Insecta; Lepidoptera; Noctuidae. The transcript is spliced from 11 exons. Gene Ontology annotation, molecular function: protein binding. The record is from RefSeq and is a predicted model, not a curated record.